Molecule: messenger RNA, 1674 nt
Organism: Heterobasidion irregulare TC 32-1
Lineage: Eukaryota; Fungi; Basidiomycota; Agaricomycetes; Russulales; Bondarzewiaceae
Exons: 3
Coding region: 1-1674 (557 amino acids)
Source: RefSeq, a predicted model, not a curated record
AUGAUGUCGGGAGACAAUUACCUCGAUGCCACUCUCGACUGGAACUUGAACGCCAUCGCAUAUGGCAGUGACACUGACAGCUGGAAGAUGGCGAGCGACAUGACACAAUACACUGCGGCCAUGCCUUCGCCAGACGACCCACGAGGUUUCGGACGCCUCCUCGACAAGGUGACCCAAAGAGACGCGGAGGAAUUACUGCGAUACGCGUCUCAAGAGCCACAAGCCCGCGAGCUAUAUCUCCCCCCUUCCCCUUGCAACCCUUCACCGUCCGAUACCUGCCACCUGUCGAAUAAUCGUCGCUCUUCGUAUUCUCACAUGCCGCCCGCGCCGCUGGAUCCACACCGGUCGACACCUGGUCCCCCUUCGGGACAUACCUCGCGCCCCUCUUACCUAGCCACUCCCCCGCCCAUGUGGACCCCUCCACCAGAUCUACUCCCCAUGCACCCUGAGAUCGUCAACACACGUCAUGCUGAGCCUUGCCUCCAGCCAUCAUUUGAACCAUUGUCCCAACCAUGGGCAUACCUCCAUGUACCACCAGUUGUUGAUACCGAAAGCCACUGGACGCCAUUCGUUUCUACAGGCAUCCAACCGUCCACCCCAUCGUUCGUAGUACCUGCUUUCUCGAAUACCCCCUCCUCUGGCCCCUCAAGUCCGCCGACGUGGUGCGCCCCGGGGCUAUACUCACACCCUUCACUCGCGAUCCCCAUGCAGAUGCCGACCCCCGAUGUCUCCGCUGCCGGUCCAUCUCGCGUUCGGAGACUUCACCAGCGACCACACCCGUACCAUCGAGAUGAUGUCAACUAUGCAUCUCCUGCAUCAUUCCCCGGAUUCAUCGUCGCUGGUGCCCACUCACAGGUCCUGGAACCCCCUGUGGCCGGUCCCUCACGCCCUCACCAACCACGCAAUCGACACCUCUCACCUCCAGCUCCCUCCCUCCCUCCCCAAUCUCCAUAUCCUCCUAAUCCCCACCUACCGUAUCCAUCACCGCCCUUUUCGACUCCCUCCCCGCUUGUUCCGCCUCCCUCCCCAGCACCCGCACUCGCCUUGAACAAGGCACAGAAGAGAAAACGACAGUCAGGAGAGAGCGAAGACCAAGACGAGGUACAGCGCCCACGGAGGAAGAAACGGGGCCCCUCAGUUCCAGAGCAAAGCUCUGCGACGUUCCAGGUCGGUUGUGCCCCUCAUAGGGUCCAACCACCACAACAGUUAAAAUUUGCGAACGACGAGCCGGAGGACGACCUCCAACCUCAUGCCGCCCCCAAACGUGUCAACCGUGGGGUGGCGGGACCAUUGAAGGCGUCAACCAGCUCAAAGCCAAAGCCAAAGCCAAAGCCAAAGCCAAAGCGAGAGCAGUCGAAAGGGAAAGCACAGGCGGCAAAACAGCAUCUUUGCCCUAUAGCAGGAUGCCCAUUCCAUUUCACGAGCAGAUGCGACAUGAAGAGGCAUGUGGGCACCGCCAGCGUGCAUCAAGACUUCCGGGACAGCGACGAGUGGCCCGCGUUCAAGAAGGGGUAUGGACUACGGCGCUGUCACCUUAAUCACUGCUGUGGUAUUUGUGACAUAGAGCGCAAUCUUCCCAUGCGGUGGGAUGCCCUCAUACGACAUAGAAAGACAGAAUCGCACCUCGAUAAGGCGAACAAGGCUGCUGCUGGCGGCCAAGGUGCUCAGCGCUGA